This is a messenger RNA of Notothenia coriiceps (black rockcod), 1893 nucleotides long. Its product is annotated as semaphorin-6A-like. Gene Ontology annotation, biological process: neural crest cell migration; semaphorin-plexin signaling pathway; axon guidance. Gene Ontology annotation, molecular function: chemorepellent activity; semaphorin receptor binding. The transcript has 18 exons. Bases 451 to 1893 code for a protein of 480 amino acids. Gene Ontology annotation, cellular component: plasma membrane. The record is from RefSeq and is a predicted model, not a curated record. Lineage: Eukaryota; Metazoa; Chordata; Actinopteri; Perciformes; Nototheniidae.
CAGCUGGGCUCGCAGCGCUCCGCUCCAGUCUGGUAAGAAGCUUCAUCUCCAAAUAGGAUGACCGUCGGCUUUUGUGGAGGGGACUGAAUUCUGCGCUGUAGCUAGUUCUGGGACACCCGUUUUUUUCAGUUUACGAGAGAGGAGUUUGUAAUCCGAAACAUUGUUUUUUCUCUCUAGGUUGGUUUUCCAAUGGAUAUUCCGAUUUGAAGAGGUGUGAUUUGAGAGAGGCAUGUAACAAAAAGAAGCGCAUGAGAAAAGUAGCGCUCGUAUUGUUAUUCUGACCGAGCACCGUCUGAACCGCUUUGAGAGCCAUACCUCAUGGAUUACUAAAAGAUAUAGCUGUAAAAACUCCGAGGCAUAUCCAUUCAUGAGCUGAAGGCUGAGGUAAAUCUUUAGCACCAGCAGAGGACCAGCAGUAGCAGCAGCAGCAGCAGCAGUGUUGGUGCGACCAUGAGGUCAGAGGCCUUGUUACUCUACUUCACGCUACUGCAAUUAGCCGGGGCGGGUUUCCCCGAAGACAGCGAGCCUAUUAGCAUCUCACACGGCAACUACACAAAACAGUAUCCAGCGUUUGUUGGCCACAAACCUGGCAGGAACAACACGCAGCGGCACAAACUGGACAUCCAGCUCAUCAUGAUCAUGAACAGGACGUUAUACAUUGCUGCCAGGGAUCACAUAUACACGGUGGACACAGACGCUGCCAACAGUGAUGAGAUCUUUUUCAGCAAGAAAAUGACAUGGAAGUCCAGACAGGCUGAUGUGGACACUUGCAGAAUGAAAGGGAAACACAAGGACGAGUGUCACAAUUUCAUCAAAGUCCUCCUGCAGCAAAAUGAAGACACCUUGUUUGUUUGUGGAACUAAUGCUUUCAACCCGUCCUGCCGAACCUACAAGCUGGACACCCUGGAGGCACUGGGAGAGGAGAUCAGUGGGAUGGCACGCUGCCCAUAUGACGCCAAGCACGCCAAUGUCGCCCUCUUUGCAGGUGGCAGGCUGUACUCGGCCACCGUAACGGACUUCCUAGCGAUCGAUUCGGUCAUCUAUCGUAGCCUGGGAGACAGUCCGACUCUGCGCACUGUCAAACACGACUCCAAAUGGCUGAAAGAGCCUUACUUUAUCCAGGCAGUCGAUUACGGGGACUUCAUCUACUUCUUCUACCGGGAAAUUGCUAUGGAGUACAACACAAUGGGAAAGCACAAUGUCAGGUAUCGUCUUACUCGCAUUGUGGUGGACAAUGAGGCGGGUCCCUAUAAUAACCACACAGUAGUCUUCCUGGGAUCUGAGAAAGGCAUCAUUGUCAAGUUCCUGGCCAACAUGAACAGCGGCAUCCUGAACGAUAGCCUGUUUCUGGAGGAGCUUAAUGUCUACAACCCUGACAAGUGCAGUAUAGAUGGUGUGGACGACAAGCGUAUCAUUGGCAUGCAGAUAGACAGCAAGAUUCACGCGUUGUGGGUCGCUUUCUCCUCCUGUGUUGUUAAAGUGCCGCUCUCUCGCUGUGAAAGACAUGGAAGAUGCAAGAAGUCUUGCAUAGCCUCCAGAGACCCGUACUGUGGUUGGGUUUCAGAAGGAGCCUGCAAACAGGUUGUCGGCAACAUCAAAUCAGCCUUUGAGCAGGACGUGGAGCAGGGUAACACAGAUGGCCUGGGAGACUGCCAAAACACCUUUGUGGCGCUGAACGACGUUCCCUCCAGUUACGAAGGCCACCAUCACCGCCACCAUCCUCACACCCUCUCACUGCCCACCUCGGCCCUACCCGAGGCCGCCGAGGUCCCCCUGGGGCGGGGCCGCAUGGUUGAGCGGAAGGACCCCCCCAUGAGCUCAGACAAAGGGGAGGACCCCUACGUAGCCGUGCCCUCUCAGACUCAGCCAGAAGCCAAUGCUGACGAGGUGUAG